AUGUUUUAAAAUUAAGCAAAAAACAAACCUUAAAGUAAAGGAAGUAUCUAUCCAGAAACUAUAGAAAAUUAAGAAAACAAUGUGUUAAAUCAUGUAAACCAACAUAUAAUAUAAAGUUUUAGUAAUCUUUAGUUAGAAGAUUAAAGCCAAUUGAAAUAGGAAAGACUAACUUGUUAAGUUUUAAAUAAACUCAAUGAAAUAUAAAAUUAUUAAAAUAUAGAGAAUAAAAUUUAAUAAUAAACUUAUUCACCAAUUAACAGCUUGGAAAUAAUAAAUUUAAAUAAAGAAGAUGACUUCCAAUAAAGAAACGAAUAAACUGCAUUUUCAAGAAAGAUUGAUGAGUCAUUAAAAUCUUAAAAAAAUCAAAAUUAAUUUAGAAAAUCUUCAACAAUCUUAGAUGAUGAGUACUUUUUCGAAGAGAAUAAGUAAACUAUCUGUAAAAAAAGUAGAUAUAUAAAUCCUGAGCAGUUUCAUAAGAUAAGAGAUCAUUAAGUGGAAUGGAAUUUUAAAGCUUUCUUUGAAUUUCUCCUCUAUCACUUUUUUUUUUACUUUUUGACUGGUCCUUUUACUUACUUGAUAUUUUAUAAAAAAGAAAAAUUAAUGAAAAAUUUGAGUUUUUGGGGCAAUAAUAGCUAUUUUUAUAUGCAGUCUUUGCUCUAUUUUUCAAAUUCUUUGAACUUAAUCCUUUACUUUUCCUCUAAUAGUACUCAAAUUUUUACUGUAGAAAUUGUUUAUAUGGAGAUUGUACUAUUUCUCAGAGCUUACAUAAUAUCUUGCAAAUAUGCCACCCUUCACCCUGAUAAAAUAGAAUUAUAUAGAAAUUAUGAAUUAUAAGGAGAAUUAACUCUACAAGAUUAUUAUUUUUCUAGAUGGGUAUUCUAAAGUGAUAUAACAGUUUAUAGAGAAUCUUACAAUGCUUUUUAGAGAAAUGAAUUUGACUCUUCUUUGUUUUACAUGAAUUUUAUAGUAAAUCCAAGUUAGGAAUCUGUAAAGCAAUUUGAAGAUGGGAUAUUAGCACUUUAAAAAUGGCAUAAAUAUGAUAACAUGUUCAUUACUCCUUGUAUAUAUCCUUAAGAUAACUAUACUUAUGGGUAUGGUAUAGUAUAUUUUCUAAUAAAAAACUUCACAAAAGACAACCCAAAUAGUAUUCUUACUAUAAUUGCAAUAGUGCUUGGAAUUUUUAGAGGUGUCCUAUUGCUUAUAUUUAGAUAUAUAGACAAAGAGUCACAUUACACUAAUUUUAGCACUAUUGAAAUUGUUUAAAUGGUUGGGAUAGUUUAUAACACUUCAUUUGGAUAUUUUAGCUCUCUAGUGUUUUUAAUUUUUUUUGUUAAAGAUUUAAAACUGAAAAACUAUUUGUAAAAAUAAUGUAUACUUCUUCUUUCUCCUAAGAAACUUAAUGUUGGAGUUUAAAAACUUUUACCUACAAUAAACUUUACAGAUCCAUAUUCUAUCAAAGCAUUGUCGACAUUAAGAAGAUUGCUUUUGGAUUACGGAAAAGCAUAUUAUCUUAGACUAGAAGCAUUUAUCAGUGUAUAUGUGUUUGUAGCUGUAUUUAGUUUAGCUACUCUUAUACUUUGGCUAUUUGAUGUCUAUUCGCUUCCAAACAAUAUCGGAGUUGCCUGCGGGUUUGAGUCUCUAGUUAUUUUCUUUUUACUAUUUUACUUGUUAAUUUAAGGAGCUAUUAUAAAUACAAACUUUGAAAUUAAUAAAAAUAUAAUUUUUGACUAUCAAAUUGCUUUUGAUGAUAUUAUAAGGUUACGCAAAUUCUAUUUUCACAUAGGUUCUAAAUCUUCAAAUAUGGUGCGAUAAAAAAUUAUUUCUGCCAUUAAGCAGAAAUUCUAGUUGACAAGUGAUUUAGAUGAAAAAUAAGAUGAAAGGGUUUUAUAAUAUUUAAAUGAAAUAAAAGAAUGUUUUAAUGAUUGCUAUAAAGAAGUUAAAUAGGAUUCUAUCACUUAACCGUUCUUAUUUUUUGGUAUUAAAAUUACAACUGUACUAAUCUAAAACAUUUUAGUUGCCUUAGGUACUUCAGCAGUAGGUCUAAUAUAAUAUUAUAUCAGAUAAAAGCAAUGA
Messenger RNA from Tetrahymena thermophila SB210, 2073 nucleotides. RefSeq names its product transmembrane protein, putative. The transcript has 5 exons. The record is from RefSeq and is a predicted model, not a curated record. Lineage: Eukaryota; Ciliophora; Oligohymenophorea; Hymenostomatida; Tetrahymenidae.